Messenger RNA from Polyodon spathula (Mississippi paddlefish), 3525 nucleotides. RefSeq names its product acetyl-coenzyme A synthetase 2-like, mitochondrial. Gene Ontology annotation, molecular function: acetyl-CoA synthetase activity; AMP binding. The transcript is spliced from 14 exons. Bases 2 to 2065 code for a protein of 687 amino acids. NCBI's taxonomy places the organism in Eukaryota, Metazoa, Chordata, Actinopteri, Acipenseriformes, Polyodontidae. The record is from RefSeq and is a predicted model, not a curated record. Gene Ontology annotation, cellular component: mitochondrion.
AAUGGCGAUGUCUUUUCUUGCGUGCAGGAACACUUUUGUAAAGCAUUGUUUUCAUAGAAAACUCACGACAGCUUUAUGGAGAAGUUUUGCAAAGUGGAAGCCCACUUCUAGCAGAAAUUACAAUAUAGCAGCAUGCAUGCCAGAGGCUGCAGCCUUCCUUGGAGUCGGGGACCACGCCGGAUUGUAUAACUACUCCGUCAACGAGGGAGACCGGUUUUGGGGUGCCUUGGCGAGGCAGAGACUCUCUUGGAUCACCCCCUUCCACACAGUGCAGGACUGUAAACUGAGCGAAGGAAAAAUCCGUUGGUUUGAAGGAGGGCAGCUGAACGCAUCAGUGAACUGUCUGGAUAGACACAUCCACACUUGCCCUGAGCGAGUGGCUCUUAUCUGGGAGAAAGAUGAGCCAGGCACAGAAGCGAGAGUCACUUACAGACAGCUUCUGGAGCUGACAUGCCGUCUGGGGAACGUCCUGAAGCGCCAGGGAGUGAGGAAGGGCGAUCGUGUCACCAUCUACAUGCCUCCAUGCCCCCUGACAGUGGCUGCCAUGCUGGCAUGCGCCCGGAUUGGCGCGGUCCACUCCGUGGUGUUUGCGGGUUUCAGCUCCGAGGCGCUGGCUGACAGGAUACGAGAUGCCCAGUCGAAACUGGUGAUCACAUCGAACCAGGCACUGAGGGGAGGGAGGACCAUAGAGCUGAAGAAGACUGUAGACCAGGCUGUAAAGGACUGCCCGUCCGUCACACGGGUUCUUGUUGCCAUGAGAACGGACAACCAGGUCCAAAUGACUGACAAAGACAUCCCACUGGAGGAGGAAAUGAUGAAGGAAGAUGUGACCUGUGACCCUGUUGCCAUGGAGAGUGAGGACAUGUUGUUUUUGCUGUACACGUCAGGCAGCACAGGGAAGCCCAAAGGCCUUGUGCACACCCACGCAGGCUACCUGCUCUAUACCUCUCUGACACACAGGUAUGUGUUUAACUACCACGACGGGGAUGUGUUUGGCUGUGUCGCGGAUAUUGGCUGGAUCACUGGGCACAGCUAUGCUGUGUACGGACCGCUGUGCAACGGGGGCACUACAGUUCUGUUUGAGAGCACUCCGCUCUACCCCGACCCAGGGCGCUACUGGGAGACUGUUGAGAGGCUAAGAAUUAAUCAGUUUUAUGGAGCACCCACAGCAAUCAGACUUCUUCUGAAAUACGGAGAUCAGUGGGUUAAGAAAUACGACCGGUCAUCUCUGAAAACCCUUGGGUCAGUGGGAGAGCCAAUAAACUCAGAAGCAUGGGAGUGGUACUCCAGAGUGGUUGGGGAGGGGAAAUGCCCUCUAGUGGACACUUGGUGGCAAACCGAGACGGGAGGGAUUUGUAUUGCUCCCAGACCUUCUGAUCCUGAUGCUGAGAUCAUCCCAGCCAUGGUGAUGAGGCCCUUCUUCGGCAUUCAGCCUGCUCUGAUGGACGAGAAGGGUAACAGACUGUCUGCCAGCGAUGUGUCCGGCGCGCUCUGCAUCGCACAGCCCUGGCCUGGGAUGGCCAGAACCAUUUACAAUGACCACAAGCGGUACAUAGAGACCUACUUCCAGCCUUACCCAGGUCACUUUUUCACGGGAGAUGGUGCGUACCGGUCGAAAGAAGGAUACUAUCAGAUCAUUGGCCGUCUCGACGACGUGCUCAAUGUGAGCGGCCACCGCCUGGGCACUGCGGAGAUUGAAGAAGUGGUGAAUCAGCACCACGUCGUGGCCGAGUCCGCUGUGGUCGGUUAUCCUCAUGAGAUAAAGGGGGAAGGUGCCUAUGCAUUCAUAGUGCUGAAGGAUGGAGUGGAUGACCCUGAGGAGCUCAUAGAGAAGCAGCUGAGGGACACCGUCUCCCUGAAGAUUGCAAAGUAUGCUGCUCCCGAUUAUAUACAGGUGGUUAAACGCUUGCCCAAGACCCGCUCUGGGAAGAUCAUGCGACGUGUGCUGCGGAAGAUCGUGGAGGGGAAGGGGAGCCAGCUGGGGGAUCUGUCCACCAUGGACGAUCAGACAGCAGUGCAGGAGAUCAUCGAUGGACACAAGCACCUUCGGGGAGCUCCACGAUAAGCCAGCCCCCGAGGAGCGGAGUGCUAAGCACAGACACACUGCAGAAAUUAGAGACGGUACUGCACACACUACACAUACAGGUUUGCUUCAAUUCCAUCACGCACAGACCAUGUAUCAAGCAAACAGCAUUGAUUUUAAACUGAGACCUGAAGACAGAAGCACAUGCAUCACAUUUAUGUAUCUAUUAGAAGUUCUUUGUGUGUGUUUUCUUGUGAACCCCAGGCUGUCCGUAUACAUAGCACACCCUUAUAUGGUACAGUACAAUAAAUAUUAGCAGACUCAUAUAUAUAUAUGUUUGCAUGAAAGCUCUGCCCAGAAUAACAACAAUACAACACAAUAACAUGUAUCAUGUAUUUUAGAAAUAUUCCAAGUGCUUUAUAAUCAGUAUAAACUGAUAUUAAUAACUGUUUUUAAUAAUAAUUUAUCAUACUGUUUUAUAUAGCUGAACUGUUCAAAAGAUGAUACCCUCAACAAUUCUGUUUUUUGUUUGUUUUUUUUCUUUAGUAGGAAGCUGUUCAAGUCUCGUAGACCAGAAAAUGCUUUAGAUUGAAGUGUUUUUUUUGUAUUUUGUAGAAUAUUCUCUUUUGAAAAGGGUCUAUGGUGUGUAACUGGCAAAUCUAUUGUGUAGAGGAUGAGGAGCAAUCUGGUGUGGGCUGCACAGGAAAUGUACAAAUACAAAAGUAAUCUUAAUAAAUUCAAUGACAAUCGAAGUCUUGUCUUAAUGACAUUCUUAACAGCAUUGAGAGUUUCGUCGUUAGGGGAAACUACAGGGUUAACAGAUGUAAGGACCCAGCACAUUGCUGAACUGUCAGAAAUACUGUUAGAGGUGCCUGAGGAAGUACACCUAGUGGAUGUUCCGCACACUUGGACAUUGCAAGCAGUGCACUGGAGCACUCGCAUGUUGUUUUUAUGGUGCACCUGUGUUCAGUAUCAUCUCUUUGCAUGGAGUUGUGGUUCUUCGUGUGUGUUAAGUCAGCCAGUCUGGACGGCUGCAAAACUAAUGGACCAAAUGCUAAUAAAUGGAGUUCACAGUGAAGCCACAGGGUUCUGGAAACGUUUCCUAUUAAGAAUAGUCUUUUGCUUGUUAUCAGGAAAGGUUACUGCACUUCCAUUAAUCUGCUUUUCUGUGACUCAAGUGGCUCUCCAAGCUGCUAAUGAACUGACAAAUCGGACAGUUCCUGCCUUAAACACAAAUGUAGUUGCACUAAUUACUUUGUGAGCUGCUGGAGAGAGAGUCCUGGAGGCUGACAGAUUCCGUGUUGCACAGAACGCAGAGGGCUCUUUAUGUGUGCCAGGCUGUAGAAAAAGCCCACAUGUACAUAGCUGCUGAAGCUUGCCAUGCAAAAUAUACAAUGUGCAGUCGAUGGCCUGAUUUUGUAAAACUGACACUGUCAAAUGUAUUACAGAUUUCUGUGCAUUUGAAUCAGUCUUGUUGCAACACAUGCGUGCAGGUACUUGUU